CACAACAAACACUCUCUUCGUCAUCUUCACCAGCUAUGGCUUCCAUAGAGAAAUUGAGAAAACAAUGAAAAAUAGCAGCAGAUCACCACCGAUCAGACCCAUCAUCGGAAGAAGAUCAAUGAUCCAAUUUCAAACCCUUCUUUUAAUUCCUACAGCUUCUCUUCUGAAUUUUCCAACUUCAAAUACGUAAUACUCACUCACUUUCUGAUAUAUAGAAGGAAAAUUUUGAUAUUCUUUGAGGUAGAUAUAGAGAUAUAGACACAUAUAGAAAGGAAGGGAUUGGGAGAUUUGGAGAGAGGGAGAAAUGGAUCCAGAGCAGACUUUUAUAAGGGUACAAGAAAGGUUCUCGCAGAUGCUAACGCCUAAAGUCAGGGUUGCUUUGGAAUAUAUCUAUUUGUUCAUAGCAGUCACUCUCUUUUGUAUUCUCGUUGUCAUGCACGCCAAUUAUGUUCAACAGCCUGGAUGUUCCAGUGAGCUCUCUGGUGCUGAAACAAUGGAAGCCCAGCUUAUUCAAAUCAAGAUAACCAGUGCAGGCUUGUGGUCACACAAUGAGUCUGAAUCCAGUAUAGCAGACAGUCCCAUAGAGGAGACUGUAUCGGAUAAACUAGUAUUGCUAGAUGUGGAUGAAGAUGGAUUAACUUAUCUGGCUCCGAAGUUAUGGAUGAAUUGGAUUGGUUCGAGUGCUAAGAAAGGGAAGCUAGCAUUGAAAUUCUGGAAGACUGACUCUGAACUUCUUGAACAUCAGCCUGGAAGCUCUCCCAGCAGUGACAGCUCUGCGCCAGUUGAUGAUGUUGCAAGAAUUGAUAAAGUGGAGACACGCAGUAGUUUCCCUGUAUCAGCCAAGGAAACUUUUAAAGCAGCAAUUGUUCAUUUUGGCAAAAAGUGGCACAGGCGAUUAUCGUUCAUUUGGAGAUAUGCAGUGCAACUAAUUCAAAGCUUCCAGAAGUUGUGGAAUAUCACAGGCAUCCAUUUAAAUCUUGAUGUUCCCAAGUGGAUGAGAAUAUUUUACUUGGACAGGCUUAACUUAUAUGCAGUUCAAUGGCUAGAGAAGAAGAGCAAGGCAUUUGAACCAACUUAUUUAUACACCAUGGAAAAGGGUUAUUUCUUGCUUCCUGAGGAUGCUAAAUCCCGGCAUAAUAUACGUACUGUUAACAUUAGCAUAUCAGCUCGGCAUCCUUGCUUUGGGAACAGGUGGCAGCAGCUUCUCAUUAACAGAAUUGUUGGAUAUGAUACCAUACUGAUGAAUAGUUUAUUGAGUUCUCCUGGACAAGGCUAUCUUUAUAAUUUUCAAUCAAAGGAGUUCUACAAUCUUAGUUAUCCACAAGAACCAGCAGAAGGUCCUGCAAGAUUUGGAGACUAUCUUGUAACCAAGUGUGGCGUGCUAAUGAUGUCACUAUUUGUUUUCUUCACCACCACAAUGUCAGUAUCCUUUACAUUGCGAGAGACACAGACUCGAAUGCUGAAAUUUACAGUGCAGCUUCAACACCAUGCUCGACAUCGGCUGCCGACCUUUCAGUUGAUCUUCGUGCACGUGAUUGAGUCACUCGUCUUUGUUCCUAUAAUGAUUGGGAUCCUAUUUUUCCUUUUCGAGUUCUAUGAUGAUCAGCUGUUGGCUUUCAUGGUCUUAAUUCUUGUUUGGUUGUGUGAACUAUUUACACUGAUCAGUGUUCGCACGCCAAUAUCAAUGAAGUUCUUUCCACGCUUCUUUUUGCUCUAUUUUCUGGUUUUUCACAUCUACUUCUUUUCCUACGCAUAUGGUUUUUCAUAUUUGGCUCUUUCUACAACUGCAGCAUUUAUGCAGCAUCUUAUUUUAUAUUUCUGGAACCGAUUCGAGGUACCGGCUUUACAAAGGUUUAUGCAAAAUAGACGGUCACAGCUUCAGCAACACCCAGAUUUCCAAAUCACAUCCUCUACAAUUCUGGCAUCAACUCUACACAUUACGAGAUUGAACACGAGGAACGAAGGUCCUGUUACUAUGAACUUGCCCUCUGGUCCUGGUUUUAGACCUAGAUCUGAACAAGCAAUGCCAGCAAAUGAAGGAGAACCACCUGGGCCUCAACAACCGGUCGGAAAUGACAACCUUGGCAGGGUUGGCAACACCAUGCAGAUUCCAGGUCAAACAGAUCUUCGGCAACCGGAAACUGGUCCCAACCCUGGCUCCAUGAACUCAUUUAGUUCACUACUGUUAUGGAUCUUAGGAGGGGCUUCUUCUGAAGGCCUUAACUCACUUUUCUCAAUGUUUAGAGACGUGAGAGACCAAGGACAAGUUUAUGCCGACUCCUCCAGACCAGAAAACAGGACGAACCAGGAUGUUCAAUGAUGAUGAAAAUUUCUUUUGAGAGGGAUUGCAGUGUUGGUUUUUACAUCAGAUAUCUGUAUUUCAUGCUAAUCACAUAAUAGAUCAUGGGGUAUACUGGAACUGUUGUAUAGAAAAAGCAACAUGUAUCAUUAUUAUCAAACGUUAAAUGUCAACUCUCUUUUGUCAGCCA
Manihot esculenta (cassava) is the source of this 2489-nucleotide messenger RNA. RefSeq names its product membralin-like protein At1g60995. The transcript is spliced from 14 exons. Lineage: Eukaryota; Viridiplantae; Streptophyta; Magnoliopsida; Malpighiales; Euphorbiaceae. The coding region runs from base 305 to 2320 and encodes 671 amino acids. The record is from RefSeq and is a predicted model, not a curated record. Gene Ontology annotation, biological process: response to endoplasmic reticulum stress; positive regulation of ERAD pathway. Gene Ontology annotation, cellular component: endoplasmic reticulum.